Molecule: messenger RNA, 1636 nt
Organism: Triticum dicoccoides
Lineage: Eukaryota; Viridiplantae; Streptophyta; Magnoliopsida; Poales; Poaceae
Product: release factor glutamine methyltransferase-like
Exons: 4
Coding region: 38-1111 (357 amino acids)
Biological process (GO): protein methylation
Molecular function (GO): nucleic acid binding; protein methyltransferase activity
Source: RefSeq, a predicted model, not a curated record
CAUUUUUCUCCUCCUUUCCCCUCUCUCUCAAGAAGCCAUGCUCUCGCUGUCCGCCCGACCCAUCCUCUCCGCCUUCCUCCUCCCCAAGCCCAAACCCCGCCGCCUCCUCCUCCUCCUCAGACCCCUCCACUCCUCCGCCUCCGCCUCCGCGCUGACGCCGCCCACCCCGCGUACCACCACUCCCGACCUCCCGGAGGACGCAGACCCCACGCCGCUCUUCCUCCGCCCUCCGACCCACCCCGUCCCGGAGGCCUCACUCGCCGCCUUCCGCCGCCGGGCCGCCGCGCUCGUCCCGCCCUCGGCUCCGCACCUCCACCGCCACCUCCGCUGGCUCCUCGCCGACGCCUCCGCCCCCGCCCCGUCCAGCGCCGACCCGUCGGCGCCCCACCUCCUCCGCGCGCCCCUCGAUGAGCUCGAGGCUCUGUGGCUCCGCCACGUCCGGGACAGGCGCCCGUUCCAGUACGUGGUCGGGAACGAGCACUGGAAGGACCUGGUGGUCGCGGUCCGGGACGGCGUGCUCAUCCCGCGGCCCGAGACGGAGGCCGUCGUGGACAUGGUCGCGGCGGUCGAGGGGUUCCAGGACGGGUGGUGGGCGGACCUCGGGACCGGCAGCGGCGCCAUCGCCGUGGCCGUGGCCAGGAUGCUGGGACCCGGGGGGAGGGUGUUCGCCACCGACGUCAGCAAGGUCGCUGUUGAGGUCGCGCGGCUCAACGUCCAGAGGUACGGGGUGCAGGAUAAAGUUGAGAUAAGGCGCGGCUCAUGGUUCGAACCUCUAGAAGAUGUCAAAGGAAAACUGAUGGGUGUCAUUAGUAACCCUCCAUACAUACCAACUGAUGAUCUACCUGGCCUGCAACCUGAAGUUGGUUGGCAUGAACCAAAAUUGGCACUUGAUGGAGGAAAAGAUGGCCUUGAUCAUUUGCUUCAUCUAUGUGAAGGAUUAUCUUCGGCACUGAUGCCUGGAGGUUUCUUUGUUUUUGAGACAAAUGGCAACAAGCAGUCAGAGUUUCUUGUCGACUUCAUUAGUACAAAGUGGAGCUCAUCUUUUUGCGAUGUGGAGGCAGUUUUAGACUUUGCAGACAUCAAACGUUUUGUAAGAGGGUACCGCAGAUGAAAAAAAAUGGAUGCUGAUGAAAUAUUCUUGGAGAUCACUUCUGUUCCUUAGUGAUUUUGGACCCCUAUCAGUUUGAAAAGAAAAAGGCGGUAUUGAUGUUCAUAUUCUGGGCAGGCUUAAGCGAGAAGCGAGCAAACCCUUUACAUAAUUCCCUCUGGGGCGCUUAUCACUUGCGGCUCAAGCGUCGUAGUGGGCAAUAACAUAGUACAAGUCAAUCAUGAUCCCUGUGCAUGUGAGUGAGAUGGGAUGGUAUUUUGUUGCUGAGCUGCCAUUGAUGGUCCAAGGAAGCUUCUCUACGCUAUGGUGGACACAGGUCUUCUAGUAGUUUGCAUACAAAAAGGUGUACCUGGCAUUUGUUUUUAGGGGGUGGUAUGUGUGGCCAAUUGUUCUUUUUGGCGUGUUGGGCUGUGAUGAUGUGGUCUGGAGGGAGAGGCUGCUUUUGUAGCCUCCAAAUUAUUCCGCCGUCCACAAGUGACUGGUGUGCUUAAUUAUUUGUCCCUGCUGAUAAUGUUCUCUUGCCCACCA